UGCGGGUACUGAAAUCCAGAGAGGACGAUGGACGGAGGACAAAGGGAGGACUGGUAUUUUUCGUCGAGACUGCUGGGGAACGAAGAGAGGAAGAAUGAAGAAGUCGUUUUUUAACAAAAGGCAAGGAGAGACGCUCCGCUCGCUGUUCAAGACAUGGAAAGCGGCAAAGGUCUCUCCUUGAGAGAAGAGUUCAAGAGAGAGAGACGGGAGUUACACGAGGAGAAGAAAGGAUCUUUUGCGUCCUGCUCGUUCCAUCUUUCCUUGGCUGCCUUCAGGAUGCCGGAAAGUCGUCUCCCCGAGAGGGAAGACAAGUGGAAGAGAGAGGGAGAAACAGAGAAAAACCGGAAUAGACACACUUCUCGCUCUUUCCUCCUCUUUCACAGUUUUUCGCUCUGUUUCCAUCGAUUUCAGUCACCUAAUUCCUCCGAACUCCCAAGUCUUCUUUCUCUUUCCCUCCGCCGCCUCCCCUUCAGCCCCGCGGUUUUUCCUCUCGGUGAAGGUCUCUCUGCGACCUUUAACAGCAGAAGGGAGCGCCGCUUUUCUCGCUUCUCUCGCUUGUCCGUGGUGCAGAAGCUGCUCUUGGUCUUGUUUGCGUAAGAGAGAGUGAGCAGAGAGGCGAAGCAGAAAGUUCAAAACGGGAAGCAAGAAAACGUCUGCGAAGAUCGCUGGACAGCGCAAGCGUAGCUUACGGAGCACCAGAAGAAGCCUUCAGCAACGACACAGAGACGAAUUCGUAAAAACUUCACAUGUGCAUGCGUCAUGAGAAGUGAGAAGGAAGACACACGCCUUCGAUUCGAAAGAAAAAAAGAGAAGACAAUGUUAAAAAGGAGAAAGAGACAGUUUCAGGGAGGCGUCCUCUCGCCGCGAGAAAAGGCGAGCUCGCAGUUGCGUUCCACCAUCACGCACCCCCUUCUCGACCUUGUCUCGACCUUGUCUUGUCUUUUUGAGGUUUCGGAGGGCAGCGAAAAUCCUGAUUUCAAGGGAGCGUGACCGGGACGAAGUUGGCGUUUAAGGAAAGUCUUUCUUUCCUCCAUCUCGCAGAAAGUCUGUCUCUUUCGGCGACGAGAGCCGUCGUCUCGCGUCCAAAAGCGCGUUUUUCACACACGCUGGAUGGCGCACAGCUGGAUGCCAGGCUUUUUCUGCCUUGCCAGUGGAGUCUCCAUCACAGGCGUUGUUCCAUCUGUCUGCAGCGUCGGCGGGGCGUCGGAGAUGAUGGCGGACGCUCGGCGAGGUCCGCCGGGGACCACCAGGAAGACGUCUACUUCUUCGGUUGGCUCUCAAAAUCGUAUUUCCCUCGACUUGCAGGCGUCUCCCUCAGCUUCUCGUUCGUCUCCUGUGUCUUCUCCCUCUCUGUGUGCCUUGGAGCGCUCCUCCGAUCCAGAACCGGACGACGGAGAAGACGGAGCUCUCCUGAACGUCGCAUGCUCGCGUUUCUCGUCUGAAGGCGACGCGAUUCGCCUGCGACAGCGGGACUCCUCGCUCAAGCCUGAGCAUGCGCACCGCUCCUUUCUCUCCCAGUUUACGAAUGUUGUCUCUGCAGAGACUGGCGGACAUGAUUGCCAGCGUUUCGAGGAGCGUUCAGCGAUGCGGGGCAGGCGCGUCUUCUCUCAGGUCGUCUUGUCUCUGUUCGUCUUGGUGAUCGUCUACACCAUCGUCUCUUCCUUCUUCUGCCUCGUCCGGCUGAGAGCCGACGUCCCCGACGGCGCCUCUGCCCGCUCCUCGCUCUUCUCUUCCUUUUCGUUCUUCAGUGAGGAAGAGGAGGAAGAAGACGCGGGUGUUCAGUCACUGAGACGCCUUGCAACUCUCUCUUCUAUCCCGGUCUCGGUUGAGAACUUUGCCAGGAUCGCCGCGCCGUCCUUGCUUCUCCUCGCCUCCGACGACGCCGCCUUCCACCCUGCCUUCUUCUCCAGUCCCUCUCGCGCCGCGCCUUCCGCCGCGCCUCGCUCCGACGGCCUGUCUUCUCUCUCCAGUCCUUUGCCCUCCACUUCUUCUGCUGCUCGUCCCUCAGCCGCGAGUCCUUCCUUUGUGGAAUCAGAAGAGAGCGAAGAGGCUCAGGCGCUUGCGAGGGAGAGGGCUGCCGCGUCGCCUCUGACUUGCGUUGAACUGAUCGCUGUUCCGUCAGACGACUCUCAGGUCGGUGGAGACGCGUCUCUCGCUGCGUCGCUGCUGUCAAUCCUGGAAGGCAGCUCUUCUGCAGGCGUGGACGCCCUCGAAAGCAACGAGAUGUUCCGCUCACUCCUCGAGAGAGUAAAGAAGCGCGCGUCUUCUCAGCUCGACGCCAAGGCGCCCUGGACUCUGGAGCGGGCAGCGCUGCACGCUGGAGCCGCAGACAAGCGCGGCGAGCCGGAAGGGAGCGGAGACACUUCGGCGGGAGGGGCGAGGAGGCGCCCGAGCGCGUCGUUGUUCCUGCCGAACUGGCGAGUCGUCGCCUCGGGGAAAACUCCGAUCUCCGCGUCUCGUUUCGGAGCCUACACAGAGGCGGAUCUGCGCCGACAUGUCUGUGUGAGUGUGGACCGCGAGUACGGCGUCCGCUUCGUUUCGCUGUUGAGCGCUCUCGCGUCUCCGGUAUCCGAGGAAAGAGAAGACGCUGAGAGAGAAGGAAGUCUAGCCGGUCAACGCGAAAGCCGCACGGCAAGCCAACAACGUCCUUCACCUCCCUCGCCUGAAGACGCAUGCAGCGGCCGCGUCUCUCUCUACGACGGCUGCUCUUCUCUGCCCAUCCGCCUACGUACGCCGUCUUCUUCUCCCUCUUCUUCUUCUUCCUCUCCCUCUCCUUCUUCCUUUCGUAGCCAUUUAGGGGAAGAGAGAUUCGUUGCGCACAUGUACUGGGGAGGAACAGAGCCGCUGACAGCGAAAGAGUUAUGGUCGAUCGACAGUUUCUUCGCCUCUGCCCCCCGCAGCACACUGAGACUCCAUGUGGUUUUCCCUACACCAGACGAAGACGAUUUCCUCUGGGACAGCGGAGAGGCCGCCGGCUCCGUCUCGCCUCGGAACCAGGACGCGGGCGCGAGCUCGGAGACAGGGUCGAAGGGCAAGGAAAACAUGGGGGGUGGGACCUUCUUUGCGUCGUGGAGGAGGCGCAAGAGCGACGCCAUGCGGCGACGAAUCGAGAGUGUGCGGGGGCUUCACCUCUCUCAGCUUCAACUUUUUUGGCGGAAAGGCUACGACCUGCAGUACGUCCAGCAUGUCACCUUGAAGCCGUACCUCGUCGAUACGCCCCUGGCUGCGCGUGCGUCGUCGCUUCGGGUGUCUUCGUUGGCGGACAACAGCGCGUUGUUUGGGCUCCUUCGGCGUGCCCGGCAGGCGACGGUGUCGGACAUUUUGCGGGUGCUUUUUCUCUACAAGGAAGGCGGUUUGUACCUUGACGUCGACGUCCUGACCCUGCGGUCCUUUGCCUCUCUGCCGUCCUUUCUGGUCUGCGAAAACCCAAAUUUCGAGCGCGACGAAGCAGGCCUUCGCCCACCGCGGGACGAUACGCAGGCCGCGGCCAAGGCGGCGCAGAAAGCGUGGGCGAGGCAGCGCAGCCGAGACCGGACGGCGUUUCGGCCGUGCGAGUUGACGAACUCCGUCUUCAAAUUCAAGAAGAAGAGUCACCUGUUCCUCCGAGACCUCCUGCACUACAUCGACCGACAUCUCGCCGCCGCCUCUGUCGGCCGCCUCGCCGUCGGCAAGUGGGGGCUCCUGGGGCCUCUCGCCUUCCGCGCCGUCUUCUACCGCCGGUGGGUCACGGCGGGAGUCGCAGGCGUCUGGCAGGAGCGCGAGCGCGAGGAGGCCGAAGCUCAAGAGCGUACGGAGGGCGCAAAGGCUCAGAGAAGGCGGAAACCUCUGCACCAAAGCGAAGAGACUUGGUACGUCUUGCGCUUCGCGAAUUCGCCGCCGAAACCUCGGCGCCUCCCCGGCGCUGCGUCUCCGACGUCCUUGGAGGUCGGAGAGAGUCGCGAAGGAGACGCGGGCGAUGGAAAAGAACAACAAGAAGAAGCGGCUGUAGGGCCAUUUGUGCGGCCGCUGUGGCUGUUUGGGAGUCUCUCAUUCGAGCCGCUUCAGCCUGGGCCACAGCGAGGCCGCUUUCCAGUUCUGGAGAGCGACAUUUUCUGGACAGAGGAGCGAAGUGCCGAGGGCUUUCUCGAGCUGCAGAUUCUCGGAAAAUCAGGACCUUUCCAUGGCCUGCACUUGUUCUCCAAAGCGCUGUUUUCGAAACGAAACGAGGGAUUCCUCUCCGCGCUGAGGGCGGAGCCUCUCUCGGUCGUUGGCAUCCUGCAGAAAACGUUCUGCACAGCGUACUGCGGCAACGACAUGCUGCGCAUCUUCUCAGGAGAAGAAAUCAGACAGAGGGUCCCAGACGCGGUCCUCGACAAAAUCAAGGCCGUUCUCUCCUGGCUGUGAACUCGCGACGCAGGGCAGACCGCGCAACAUACGUCGAGUGCACUCGGGGCCAGUCCGGAGGUCAAAACAAAUGAAGAGUAGAGAGAGAAAACGCAGAGGCGGUGAGAGGAAGAGGAAGGGAGAACGAUAGAACAAGACAGAAGGUAUUUCGUUUCCCUGCGACCGGAGCGUAUUUCUGUUCUGGACGCAUGUUCAUAGACAGGCUGGCAUGCACAUGUCUGUAUUUUGCAUGCUUCACCUGGUCAGGUGUAUGCAAAGAAUGACUUGUGUUAUUUACGUAGAUGUGAAUAAAUGCACCAGGAUGAUGCACCGCACAACCUUGUGUUCGAAUGGAUUCGAC
Messenger RNA from Toxoplasma gondii ME49, 4723 nucleotides. RefSeq lists its product as hypothetical. Lineage: Eukaryota; Apicomplexa; Conoidasida; Eucoccidiorida; Sarcocystidae. The coding region runs from base 1111 to 4383 and encodes 1090 amino acids. The record is from RefSeq and is a predicted model, not a curated record. The transcript is spliced from 3 exons.